Messenger RNA from Saccharomyces eubayanus, 1167 nucleotides. RefSeq names its product peroxin PEX13 (gene PEX13). The record is from RefSeq and is a predicted model, not a curated record. The transcript has a single exon. Gene Ontology annotation, molecular function: protein binding. Lineage: Eukaryota; Fungi; Ascomycota; Saccharomycetes; Saccharomycetales; Saccharomycetaceae. Gene Ontology annotation, cellular component: peroxisome; peroxisomal importomer complex; peroxisomal membrane. Gene Ontology annotation, biological process: protein import into peroxisome matrix, docking. Bases 1 to 1167 code for a protein of 388 amino acids.
AUGUCUACAAUGUCUUCUACAGCAUCACCACGACCUAAACCUUGGGAAACAAGCGCACCCUUAGAUGAACCACGACCUAACCCUCCAUCAUUAGAAGCGAUGAUGACUUCGCCCCAGCAGGACUUUAGUCAAAACGAUAAUAACAACAACAACAGUUCAAACGAAUCACCUCCUGAAGCCUUACCGCGGCCUAUGGCGCUAAAUUCUUCCAGCACGUUUGGAGAACCGAACACGAUGCCAGGCAUGUACGGCAAUAGCAAUUACAGCAUGCCCUACGAUAACAACCCGUAUGGCAUGAAUUCCGUUUAUGGAAACAGCAUAGGUAGAUACGGAUACGGGGGUUCUUACUAUGGUAACAACUAUGGAUCCCUUUAUGGCGGAGGAUACGGUGCGGGAACCGGAUAUGGAAUGAAUAAUGGCAAUGGACUAGGGGAGUCAACAAAGGCCACAUUUCAAUUAAUAGAAAGCCUGAUAGGAGCGGUUACAGGAUUUGCCCAAAUGCUAGAAUCCACAUAUAUGGCUACACACAACUCUUUCUUCACCAUGAUAUCAGUAGCAGAGCAGUUUGGUAACUUGAAGGAAAUGUUAGGUUCAUUUUUUGGGAUUUUCGCUAUAAUGAAGUUUCUUAAGAAGGCUCUCUAUCAUGCUAGUAAAGGUAGAAUAGGAACACCACCUAAAGAAGCCACAAGCCUUGGGGAAGACAAAAAUAAACUAAUCGAAGAUUUCCAAAGGUUUAAUGAAUCAGGCUCAGCAAGCCCUCAUGGCAAAGCUGCAAGAAGAAAAAUAUCAUGGAAACCGUUAAUAUUUUUUUUAAUGGCCGUAUUUGGUUUCCCAUACUUGCUAAACAAAUUUAUUGCUAAAGUACAAAACUCUGGAGCCAUACAGGCGUCACAAGGAAAUGGUGGUGAGCCUAUUGAUCCUUCUAAGUUAGAAUUUGCCAGAGCAUUAUAUGAUUUUAUUCCAGAGAAUCCGCAAAUAGAAGUUGCUUUGAAAAAGGGUGACUUGAUGGCUAUUCUAAGUAAGAAGGAUCCCCUCGGUAAGGAUUCCGACUGGUGGAAAGUAAGGACAAAAAACGGUAGUAUUGGUUACAUUCCCUAUAACUACAUCGAAAUCAUAAAAAGGCGGAAAAAAAUUGAGCAUGUUGAUGACGAAUUGUCUACAUAUUAG